AUGCCAGGACGUUUUAGGCAACGUACUACUCAUCUCCUUAAACAAGAGAUACUGGAAGGAAAUGCUCGGAAGCAGCCAACUUUGACCCGUAGUGAUCUUGAUGGCGGACAAGCACUGAAGCCUGCCGCAAAUAAAAUCCCCGUAGGCUGGAGAGGAAAGGGUCCAUCAAACAAGGAAUUCCAGGAAUCCGGAGCAAGGAAUAUAUUUGAUAGGAGCUACAGGAUUGGCUUUAAUGUUCAAGGGGAUCGAGAUCAAGAUAGUCCAGAUGAGCGCAAACAAGGCCGAAAUGACAAAGGCAAUGGUAGCGGAGAUAAAAAUGGAGACAAGGACGGAGAAGAACCAGACGGCAUUGACGCACAGGUUUUAUCCUUGGAGACUGUUGAGGUCGGUCACUCUGAAGCAGAAGAAGAUGACGACUCGAACAUAUUUCAGGAAGCAUAUGUUAGGAAGGCUAACUCACUUUACACCCAUUCCUACGAGGAUGAGAUCCGCAGACACAUGCAAAUUUCGAAAUCAAUCAAAGCAGAAUAUUUCAAAACUGGGGAUAAGGUGACCCACGCCCAACGAUUGCUGGACGAGGAGUGGAAUUGGAUGGAACGAGAGCCUGCCAAGUCCCCUUGGGAAGAGCAAAACCAAUUGCAACUCAACUCUUGCGACUUCGAAGACAAUCUUUGGAGACUCCGUAAGAGGCCGGUACUUGUGCGAUCCAUAGAGCGAUGCUCUUAUAACAAGUGCUUCAAAUUCUGGGAAAGCGAUCUCUUGGGAGCAAAGCGCUGUGACACAUUAGCAUUCAAAUCCGAUGAGCCACCGAGCUUUAUGAAUAUUGAUCUGUAUAGACGCAGAAUCGGGAUAGGUGUACAUCACGCAGCCUAUCCUACAAAGUGGAUGCAAAUACCAUUGGAAAUUCGCAAAAUUGAUCCUGGCAGUGAUUUAAAUUAUGACACGAUAUUAUAUAAUCACCAUAAUUCGACUAGUCAGCCUGGUCCGAAAUGGAAUGCCACCAACGUAGGCGACCAAAUAUUUAUCUACGCAGAGAACAUUCCAACCAAACGCCCUGGGAGUAUGGGUUUUCAAGUUCAAUGA
Molecule: messenger RNA, 1083 nt
Organism: Sclerotinia sclerotiorum 1980 UF-70
Lineage: Eukaryota; Fungi; Ascomycota; Leotiomycetes; Helotiales; Sclerotiniaceae
Exons: 3
Coding region: 1-1083 (360 amino acids)
Source: RefSeq, a predicted model, not a curated record